Molecule: messenger RNA, 1420 nt
Organism: Marmota flaviventris (yellow-bellied marmot)
Lineage: Eukaryota; Metazoa; Chordata; Mammalia; Rodentia; Sciuridae
Gene: Fhl2
Product: four and a half LIM domains 2
Biological process (GO): negative regulation of transcription by RNA polymerase II; negative regulation of calcineurin-NFAT signaling cascade
Cellular component (GO): nucleus; Z disc
Molecular function (GO): transcription factor binding; transcription coregulator activity
Source: RefSeq, a predicted model, not a curated record
GCCCCUCGCCGGUGCCGCGCCGUGAGUGCCUCCGCCCGGAGCCGCCCCAGGCGUAGGCUCCGGCAGAGUCCAGCUGAACCCGGUGGAGGCUUUUGAGAAGCCGGGUGUCAACAUGACAGAGCGCUUUGAUUGCCACCACUGCAAUGAGUCUCUCUUUGGGAAGAAGUACAUCCUGCGGGAGGAGAACCCCCACUGUGUGGCCUGCUUUGAAGCACUCUACGCCAACACGUGUGAAGAGUGUGGGAAGCCCAUCGGCUGCGACUGCAAGGACUUGUCCUACAAGGACCGCCACUGGCACGAGGCCUGUUUCCACUGCUUCCAGUGCAAGAGCUCACUGGUGGACAAGCCCUUCGCGGCCAAGGAGGACCAGCUGCUCUGCACAGACUGCUACUCCAACGAGUACUCGUCCAAGUGCCAGGAAUGCAAGAAGACCAUCAUGCCAGGUACCCGCAAGAUGGAGUACAAGGGCAGCAGCUGGCAUGAGACCUGCUUCAUCUGCCAUCGCUGCCAACAGCCCAUAGGAACCAAGAGUUUCAUCCCUAAAGACAAUCAGAAUUUCUGCGUGCCCUGUUACGAGAAGCAAUAUGCCCUGCAGUGUGUUCAGUGCAAAAAGCCCAUCACCACAGGAGGGGUCACUUACCGAGACCAGCCCUGGCACAAGGAGUGCUUCGUGUGCACUGCCUGCAAGAAGCAACUGUCGGGACAGCGCUUCACAGCCCGGGAUGAGUUUGCCUAUUGCCUCACCUGUUUCUGCGACUUAUAUGCCAAGAAGUGCGCAGGGUGUACCAACCCCAUCAGUGGCCUGGGAGGCACGAAGUACAUCUCCUUUGAGGAACGGCAGUGGCAUAACGACUGCUUCAACUGUAAGAAGUGCUCCCUGUCCCUGGUGGGGCGAGGCUUCCUCACCGAGAGGGACGACAUCCUGUGCCCUGACUGUGGGAAAGACAUCUGAAGGACCCCUGGAGGCUACAGCUUGUGAUUUCACACAAAUUUAUAUAUUUUCUUUCUCCACCAAGCAAUAGUUCUGGUUCCCACAGCCACCUCAAGAUUUUCCUCUUUCACUUUCAGUGAUCUUCAUGUUUGUUUAAAUCCUUUAAUCCUUAUGCUAGUUCAAUGGAGGGAAGGAGAAAACCCUUCUGUAAACUGUAGGUGGGAAGAUGGUUUGGAAUUUUUGUAAUCAAGUGAGACAAAUCCAAGCAUAAAAUUCCUUUUGAACGCUAUCUUUAUAAAUGCAUCUUUCUUUCACUGCUAUUUAAUUUUUAAGUGCAAUUGACAUAUGUCACAAACUUGAAAGUUUUCCAAACUAUAAAUAAGGUAAAGAGUUUGUAUUUGCAACUCUGUAACUUCCUGUCAUCUAAAGCCUAAAAGCAAGAUUAUGUGACUUAUAAUAAAGUUAAUCAGAAUAAAAUCUUUUGCCAGA